AUGGGAUGUGGGAUCUAUGUAAUUGGAGGAAUGAUAGACCCCAUGACGACAUCAUCGGGUGUCUCCUUCCUGGAUUGUCGGACUCACACGUGGAGCCAGCUCCCCUCCAUGAGAUUUGCUCGCCGUGAAGCCAAGGCAGGUGUCUUAGACGGUAAGAUAUACGUCAUGGGAGGCUGCGUUGGUGCAGACUGGGGCAACGACAAUCCAGAGGUUUUUGAUCCAAAGACGCAAACUUGGAGCAGUGUGUGUAUACCUGAUCCUCCGGUGAUGAACAAGGAG
This is a messenger RNA of Eruca vesicaria subsp. sativa (arugula), 279 nucleotides long. The record is from the annotation of a GenBank genome assembly. Lineage: Eukaryota; Viridiplantae; Streptophyta; Magnoliopsida; Brassicales; Brassicaceae.